Polypterus senegalus (gray bichir) is the source of this 2093-nucleotide messenger RNA. RefSeq names its product ST3 beta-galactoside alpha-2,3-sialyltransferase 5 (gene st3gal5). The transcript is spliced from 8 exons. The record is from RefSeq and is a predicted model, not a curated record. The coding region runs from base 227 to 1408 and encodes 393 amino acids. Gene Ontology annotation, molecular function: lactosylceramide alpha-2,3-sialyltransferase activity. Lineage: Eukaryota; Metazoa; Chordata; Cladistia; Polypteriformes; Polypteridae.
ACAGUAUAAGCCGGACUCCCGAAAAUAGUCUUUUUGUUAACUGUGAGCCGGGGGUUUACUUGAUGAGUAAUAUGUGGAGGUACAACUUAUUGUGGUUUCCUUACAACGAAAGCUAAAGGCUGAUGGAGUGGUCUGUAUAUAUAAGAGUUGGUGACCAAAAUGAAAUGUAAACAAGAAGGAGAGGAUAAAAACGGUUCCAGAUUACCAAGAUUUGUAUCCAACACUAAUGAGGUUAAGACAAACCACUCUAAAUGCAGUGUGGAAUAGAAAGCCAUAUGAAGUGCCAAAUAAAAACAUGCCAAGGACCAUGUUUUUAUACAGAGGUAUAUUCAGGAUUGGAGUUGUCUUCACAGUUUUUAUCAUCACUCUGCGUUGGUUUAUUCUUUACAAGGCUCCCAAUGAAUCCAGUCCAUGGGAGCAGAACAGCAUUGAUCCAAACUAUGUUGAGAUUGUCCAAAAGUUUGUAUCUAAAGUCUUGCAGCAGGAAUGCAUUCCAUCUUCAGUUAAAAAAAACAUGUCAGUCUUGUUUUCUGGAAAAUACAAACCUUACAUCCUUCCUUUUCUGACAAAGGAUACAAUUCUGAAUGACACAAUAUUCCAGUACUUUCCACCUUUUGGAUUUAAUAAUCUUCAGCAUAAACUGGAAGAGAUUUUAAGUCUUUUUCCUGAUUUACCGAAAAAUAAAGUCACAGUGGAACCCUGUAAACGUUGUGUUGUGGUAGGAAGUGGUGGAAUUCUACGUGGAUUAGAGCUUGGUCAUCUGCUGGAUCAAUUUGAUGUGAUAAUCAGACUGAACAAUGCUCCAGUCAAAGACUUUUCUAAAGAUGUUGGCACCAGAACUACAAUCAGAAUGAGUUAUCCUGAAGGUUCCCCCAAAACAUGGGAUGAUUUUGAUCCUAAUAUAUUGUUUGUUGCUGUCAUUUACAAAAGAGUUGACUUUAACUGGCUUAAAGCAAUGGUAACAAAAGAACAAUUGUCUUUAUUUGACUGGAUUUUCUUUUGGCAAGAAGUUGCAGGAAGUAUUCCCAUCAAACCCUCACAGUUUCGAAUCUUAAACCCUGAAAUAGUCAUUCAAACAGCUAUGGACCUUCUUCAGCUUCCACCCCCUCGCUGGAAACUGUGGGGUCAGGACCAGAAUGUGCCCACACUGGGAGCCAUUGCUUCAAUUAUGGCUACAUACCUUUGUGAUGAGGUGAGUUUGGCGGGUUUUGGAUAUGACCUCAGCCAACCAGAAGCACCCCUGCACUACUAUGAAAAUACUCGUAUGGAUGCUAUGAAAAGUCAGACAAUGCAUAAUGUGGACAAUGAAAGACAGUUUCUGGCAUCCUUGGUGAAAGCUGGUGUGAUUAAGGACCUCACUGGUGGCAUACACUGUACAUUCUGCAAAAUGAAGACUUUGCAGCUUUAAUCAUCUGAAACUUUUUUUUUAGCCUUUAUGAUAAUUUAAAUAGUCCAAUAUCAGUAUUUUAUAUAUUUAUUUUUCAACAAUGUCAUACAAUUAAUAAAUUAUGCAAAUGUAUAGCAUUGCUGAAAGUAAUUUACAAGUUGUGUUGUUUGUUUGUACAGUAUUCCCAAUGUUGCUGAAGUAGAUUGCCUUCAUAUGAAACAAUAGACAAUGCUGCUACUGUUCAUUCUUUAGAAAUGUCUCUGUAUUGAAAUGAAUGCACUUUUUUGAGCUAUAUCUAGGAAUGUUUUACAGAUUUUUAAUAGAUUUAGAUGUAGAUUUCAGACUUGAUGCUGUAGUGUUAUCCUACUGGUACAUAAGGUAUACAUUGUGAGAUAUUUUUCAAGCUUCUAUAAUUCUAUAACACUAGAAUUACCAGAGCCUGCGAAAAAAACUCGUAGAUCCGUCCCACCUUCGCUUCUUAAAAUAGUUUUUACCUCUCCACCAGCCUCUUUUCUUCAUCUAAAUGUGCUGAUAAAGACAAACUGCAAGCAGCCAGCUAUUCCAUCCCCCCACCGACUUAGAAUGUGCACAAAUUUCUCCUAGCUCAUUCCUAGAUUGAUUAUCUGAGAGAGAAGUGGAGUUUUAGACUGGAAAUAAUAGAUUAUUUGGAACACACUCAUUUCAUGUGUGUUCCAUUUCUACAGUA